Thalassophryne amazonica is the source of this 1954-nucleotide messenger RNA. RefSeq lists its product as uncharacterized. Lineage: Eukaryota; Metazoa; Chordata; Actinopteri; Batrachoidiformes; Batrachoididae. Gene Ontology annotation, biological process: glycerophospholipid biosynthetic process. The transcript has 8 exons. Gene Ontology annotation, cellular component: mitochondrion. The coding region runs from base 71 to 1405 and encodes 444 amino acids. The record is from RefSeq and is a predicted model, not a curated record.
GUGAAGCGGUUCGUGGUACGUUCAGGGUCCGUGCUUUUAGUUUAGUUUUAGUUUUGUUCGCUUAGACAAGAUGAAGGUGCUCCAGUGGUUUUUUCGGUGCCUGUGUUCUCCCAGUAACCGUCGAGCCAGACGAAAAGCUGCGAUUGUCGGUUCUCGGUGCGGGUUGUACGGAACUCUUUCUAGCAGCAAGCCACAACCAAGCUUUGGAAUCCUGUUUGACAUUGAUGGUGUGGUUGUCCGAGGAAAGACGCCGAUCCCUGCUGCAAAAAAUGCAUUCCAGAAGUUAGUCGACUCUCGGGGACAAUUUGUGGUGCCCGUAGUUUUUGUUACGAAUGCAGGAAACUGCCUCAGGGAAACAAAAGCAGACCAGCUGUCUCACAUCCUGGGAGUAAAUAUUACCCAGGAUCAAGUUGUGAUGUCCCACAGUCCACUGACCAUGUUUAAGAAGUACCAUGAAAAGUGUGUGCUUGUGUCAGGACAAGGACCCAUCCUGGAAAUUGCGACAAAUUUGGGUUUUAACAAUGUUGUCAGCAUCGACAUGCUGAGGGAGUGGUUCCCUUUGCUGGACAUGGUGGAUCACAACAGGAGACCCAAGCUUCCAUCCUGUCCUGUAGGCAACCUCUCUGUAGUUGAAGCUGUGAUUCUCUUUGGGGAGCCCAUUCGAUGGGAAACCAACCUGCAGCUGAUUAUUGAUGUCCUGUUGACCAACGGAAACCUUGGUGGUGUCCAUCUAACUCAAAAUCUGUCUCAUGUUCCCCUGCUGGCGUGCAACAUGGAUCUUGUGUGGAUGGCUGAGGCACAGUCUCCACGGAUUGGACACGGGACAUUUCUUGUAUGUUUAGAGAACAUCUUUAAAAAGGUAACGGGUAAAGAUCUCAAAUAUGAAGCACUCAUGGGAAAACCAAGUGAGCUGACGUACCAUUAUGCAGAGUACCUCAUCCGAUGCCAGAUGAUGCAGAGGCAGUGGAAACCUCCCAUUACAUCUCUUUAUGCAAUAGGGGACAACCUCAUGACUGACAUCUAUGGUGCCAAUUUGUACAACCGUUACCUGGAGGAGAGAGCUGCCAGGGAAAAAAUGAAAGCUCUCGCCAAAAUGGCAGCUGCGACAGGUUUCGGUGCUGUAGUGCCGCAGGAAGACGUCAGUGACAACCUGUGGGAGAGCAAGCUGGUGCUACCCUCAGUUACCUCAUGUAAAUCCAUCCUAGUCAGCACCGGGGUCUACAGUCCCAAAGUGAAGGUGCCCUGCAACGCACACCGCUGCAUCCAGGAGAUGGUGUUCCAUGGGCACCGGGACUUUAGCUUCAAACCCGAGCUAGUGGAGCCACUCUACAUUGUUCAGGAUGCGGCAGAAGCAGUUGACCUCAUUUUUGAGCAGGAGAAGUUUGUGCGAUGUCAGGAGUUUUGAGCCAACCGGGUAUUGAGCAAACACAGUCCCACUUAAAUGUGGUCACACACGUCAUAUAACUGUCACUGUGAGCCGCUGUAUUUUAUUACUGAAAUAGUUUCUAUGACUGUCUUCUACUGGUUUUAAUCCAUGAAAUAUGUAAGAAGUGUGUGUGUGUGUUCAGUGUUAGCAGGGUUUUAGUGUUUUAUAUAAAUCCUGAGCUUUAUGACAAGAUUUUUAAUGUCUAUGAGGCACAUUGACAUCGCAUUCCUUUAUUCUCACAGUAACUUUUCAGUGUGUUUUUGUCAGUUUAUCCAUUUGUCCACAAAAGUCUGUGCAUGAACAUGAAACUCAUAUGUGUACUGUUACAAACAGCUAUAGGAUGUGCAAUAUUUAUCUGAAUUUUGACUUGCAAUGCCCUUGUCCAAUAAUUGUACACAUCAGGGAUCAAUCUUUUUCACAUUUCGAACUUUGCCAUAUCUUCUUGUCGCAGUUACUUCGUUUCUGCGUUUGUUUGUUUUUUAUUCUACAAGUAAACACUAGAUAAGAUCUAUAGAAAUACUGUCACGU